Messenger RNA from Camelina sativa (false flax), 943 nucleotides. Its product is annotated as transcription factor IBH1-like 1. The record is from RefSeq and is a predicted model, not a curated record. Gene Ontology annotation, biological process: regulation of DNA-templated transcription. Lineage: Eukaryota; Viridiplantae; Streptophyta; Magnoliopsida; Brassicales; Brassicaceae.
UCUCUCUCUCUCUCUCUCUCUCUCUCUCUCUCUCGUUUCUUUUUAGGGUUUAAGUUUCAGACACAGACACACAGUCGAGCUACGUGGAUAUCUAAAAAUAGAAGUAAGCGUCAUGAUGAGCACUUAUAACAUGGUUAAGCAAGAAUUUAUCAAGAAAUGGAUAACUACUCUCCACAUGUUAGAUUGUUCUGUUGAACAUCCCUUGAACGUAACCGAGAGGAAAAAUGCGAUAAAACUGUCAUCGGAUAUAGCUAUGGCAGCCGCUAGAAGCGGCUCUACUGUAUGGAGCCGCGCUCUCAUCUCUAGGAGCGGAAACAAGACGGCCAACAAACCUGUGGCUCGUCGAAUACUAAAAAAAGCUAGAAAUCGGUUGAAGAACCGUUGUCUCACUCUUAGGCGAAAUGGAAAUUUCACAGCAAAAAGUGGAGUGAGAAAACGUACGGAGUUGCUUAAGAGUCUUGUACCGGGAGGCGAGUUAAUAAAAAACAAAGAUUAUUUGAUAAGAGAGACACUUGAUUACAUCGUCUAUCUCCGAGCGCAAGUGGACGUUAUGCGAACCGUCGCAGCAGUAGAUUCAGUAACCGGAAACUUAACGAACGAUAACAAAUAAAUGUGCAUGCGUUUCCGCACUCUUGUGCAUAUGAAGUAGCUAAUGAUUUAGAUGAAUGUCCAUGUAUGUACAUAUAUAGGAUAACACUAUCUUAUACUAUCAUAUAACAAAUUUCGAAAUGUAUUAUCGAGUACUACUUACUACUGGUGUAAAAUUAAUAUAUGGGUUAAUUUCAUUAGAAGACCACUUGAAUAUUGAUUGAGUUGUAACAUUUUAUUGUCUAUGCAGUAUGUACUGAUGUAAAUUUACGCUAAGUAAGGUUUUUGUGAUACAAUUAAACUUGUCAGAAUUGUUUUUACAACUAAUAAAUAUAUUGCGCGUACAUUUUGUCUA